Messenger RNA from Lagopus muta (rock ptarmigan), 5081 nucleotides. RefSeq names its product TBK1 binding protein 1 (gene TBKBP1). The record is from RefSeq and is a predicted model, not a curated record. Gene Ontology annotation, biological process: canonical NF-kappaB signal transduction. Lineage: Eukaryota; Metazoa; Chordata; Aves; Galliformes; Phasianidae. Gene Ontology annotation, cellular component: cytoplasm.
CGGCUGAUUGAUUUACUGCUCUCCCUUGUUUCCAGCACUUCUUAGGGAGCUGCUGCCCUCCCCACCCCCCCCAAAUCAGCCACGGCCCCCGCAGAGCUCUGAGACGUGUGGGUGUGCGGCCACGCUUCCGUCUGCGGAGAGGGAGGUGAUGGAGCUGUGUCAGCUGCUCGUGUAGCAGUGGUGCAUUUCCUCACGUCAGGGAUGGCGGGCACGGGAGGAAACGGCGCUGCCGUCAGCUGCCGAGGAGCGGCUUCCUGCCACAGAGUGGGAUGGGAAACAGCCGUGCUGCAGAACCUGGGCCCUGCUCUGCCGGGCUGGGAGAAACAGCUGUGGGCACCCAGUGCUGAGCAGGGGUGGAUCUGCGAGGGCAGCGGAGGGCUGUGGUGUCUUCCCAAGGCGCUGUGAGGGCGUCACCCCUCGCCUGCCCCCAUCAGAGGCAGCACGGACGCUAUGGAGCUGCACUGAUGGAGACCCAGCACUGCCUUUCUCAGUGCUGCAGCGGCUUGCUGCAUGCAUGGAUGCAUCUUACAAUCUUACAGCUGGAGCUACGGCGGUUUGGAACCAUCCAGUGCAGCUCCUGAGCCACCCUCAGACAUCACUUCCACGGGGACACCAGCGAGGCUCCGAUCCCAGCUCUGUGCUGAGCAGAGCAGACGGAGCUCCAUGCUCUGCUUCCACUCCAGGGCCGCUCUGCAGCCGGCACAGAUCAACCGAGUGGAAAACGAUCCGCGGCUUUCCGCUGUCAGCGGCCGCGCGGCAGGGCGAUUAGGUUCUGUGCGCGAGGAUGCAUCUGCACUGGCCUAACCUCACUGCUCAAAAUAGCACUUCUCCCAGCGUGGCUGCGGCUGACAGCGUAAAUCCAGCUUCAUGUUCCUGCGCUGGCGUGGUGCAAGCGAGCAGAAAGCGAGGGGAGAGGCGGCUGCUCAGCCCCAUCCCAGCGCCCAGGUGGGGUUGGAGGCCCCUGCAGCCCCCACCUCCCUCCUCUGCCUGCACAUGGGUGAGGACGCGUUGUUCUUCUUUGCGUCAAAAUUAACUUCCGACCUGAUGGAAAACCUGAAUUUGCACUUCAAAGCGCUUUGCAGCAAUCUGUGAGCGUGAGCAAGAGCCAGAGCUGAUGCUCGGCAUUUUUUCCAGGCCUCGUUUAUGGCACAGCCCGGCCCUGUGCCCCCCGCUGCCCCUUUGCUCCGUGCCCACCGCCGGUCCCUCUUCUCUUGGCCGUGCUCCACCCUCCAAGCAGCUCCCAGCCCUGAUGUUGUUGGCUCUGAAGUGCCCAGCACCGUGCUCAGAUCUGCCUUCAGCCGUGAGGCUCUUGCUCCGUCACCCCCCCCAAGACCCUCUGAUGCAGGGCGGGGGUCCGGCCGCGUGCCAGCAGCUCCCCUCCUGCACCGGCAGCCAAACUCCGAGUGAUGUCUGCUGAAUCACCGCCGCUCCGGCACGUCGCCAUCCCAGCGAUGAUGCAGCUGCUCUAUACAUAGCCUGGGGGUCUGCAUCGGGGUGUGGGGCCGGACCUGCAGCGCUGCCUAUGCCAGGUGCUCCCUGUGGGGCCGGAGCUGCACGCUCAGCCUGAACUCCACGCUGUCCUCGCAUCAACGCCUCUCCCUCAGCCCGGCAUGAGCUGCAGCAGAUGGUGGCGAUGGGGAUCGCUCUGUGCUGACAUCUCCAUCUUUCCUCCGUUGCAAGCACCUGAACGGGAGUGAAGUCAACCAAGUCAUGAGCUGGGAUGCAGCUCCUGGGCUCCAUCUCCCACCUGGGGUCAUGGGAUGAAGCCUCGAUGGGGAUGCGCGUGUCUUUGGGGGUCAGUGCCAGGGCUCUGUCCGUGCAGUGCUGUCUGUCCGUGCAGUGCCACAACUCUGUCCACGCAGUGCUGUGUGUCUGUCAGUGCAGUGCCGUCCAUGCAGUGCCGGGGCUCUGUCUGUGCAGUGCUGUCUGUCCGUGCAAUGCUGUCUGUCUGUCCAUGCAGUGCUGUCCGUGCAAUGCCGUCUCUCUCCAGCUGCUCCCUGUCUCUCUGACCGCCGGGCUGCUGUUGCCCCCUGCUCCCCCCAUCGCCCCGCAGCCGAACGCAGAGCAGCUGUUUAUAAACCACGAGCAGCAACGUGGGGUGAAAGAAAAAAAUAAACCAACAACCAACAAACCACCACCAAAAAAAUCAUCCGUAUUUCCGUAAUGGAAGCGGCUCCGAGAGAACAAUUCAGGGAAUAAAAUGUUCUCCCCGCCCCCCACCGCGCACGGCUGCGGCUCGGCUCAGCUCUCGGCCCCACCGCCCCGUGCGGACGGGGGAUGGAGAGGAGCCCCCCGAGGGGCCGCCCCGGCUCCGCUCCCACCGGGCUGCGUGGGGCGCUGCCCCGCUGGGGGGUCGGCGUCGGGGGCGGCCCUCAGCGGAGCCGGACGGACGGACGGACGGACUCGGGUCGGGGCGGUACCGGCGCGGCCCGGGGGGAGGGCGCUGGCGGCCGCCCGGCGCCCACGUGGUUUCGCGGUGUCUCCGGAGCGGAAGAAGAACGGCGGUCGGGGCCGGGGCUGCGGCGGGGGCGGCGGGGACCGGGGCGGGACCGACACCGGGGGCCGGGGGGAAGGGAAAGGAACGGAAGGAGCCGCAGCCCGGCGGCGCCGCAGCGCAGCGCAUCCCGGUGCAGCGCAGCGCAUCCCGGUGCAGCGCAUCCCGUGCGUCGCCGCGCAGCGCCGAAGGGCUGACCACCGGGAAUAAGGAGGCAGCAACAGCAGCGUGGAACCCCACAAACUCCCUCUGUGAUCUCCAGAACCCAAUGCCUGCUGUGCUGCCUCCUGCUGAGCCCCCGCUGCCCCCCACCCUCACCUGAGCCCUGGCACUUGUGCCGCAGCCCUGCCCAGCCUGCAUCACCUCGCCCCGCUCACGGGGCCCACUGCAAGGCAAAACUCACACUGUGCCAUGGACUCCAUGUUCGAGGACGACAUCAGCAUCCUGACACCAGAGGCUUUGGGGCCGGAUGAAGACUGGCUGGACAGCCCCAACACCGACCUGUCGGGGGAGAUGUGCUCCGCGUCCCAUUUUGCCCUCAUCACUGCAUACGAUGACAUCAAGAACCGCCUGAGUGGGCUGGAGAGGGAGAAUUCCACCCUCAAACGGCGCCUGAAGAUGUAUGAGGUCAAGUGCCCGCUGCUCGGCGAGUUCGGAGAGGAGCACAUCUUCUCCAUCUAUGCCAAGGAGACGUCGCUGCUCAAGAGUGAGAAGGCAUCGCUGCAGCAGCAGCUCAACCAGUUCCAGCAUGAGCUGGAGAAGAAGGAGCGCGAGGAGCAGCUGGAUGAGAUGAUCCAGGCCUAUGAGAAGCUGUGUGUGGAGAAGGCAGACCUGGAGUCAGAGCUGGGCGAGAUGCGGGCGCUGGUGGAGACGCACCUGAGCCGCAUCCGGAGCCUGGAGCAGCAGCUGCGGCAGCGCGAGAGCAGCCCUUUCCCUGGGGGUGGCCCGCUGCCUGGCCAGGAGGUGCCUUUUCUCUCCCUGCACUCCAACCCUGGCCUCAGCCACGUGCUGGAGCGCCCAGGGGGGUGGCCGAGCCGUGGGCUGGAGGCUGAGCUGGAGGCAGCGCGGCAGGAGGCGCAGCGUGCGCAGCACCGCGAGGAGCACCUGAAGGCUGAGUGUGAGCGGCUGCAGCUGGAGCUGAAGCACCUGCAGGACAGCCGUCCCCAGGAGCAGUCAGAGCGGGACAUGGCCUGGGUGAAGAAAAUGGGAGAUGACCAGUAAGUGUCUGCAGGGUGCUGGGGGGUGAACCUGGCGCUGGCCUACACGGAGCUGACGGAGGAGCUGUGCCGCCUGCGCAACCUCAGCUCCCUGCAGAGCCAGAUCCUGCGUGCGCUGCUGCAGGAGAGAGGCCUCAACGGUGGUCAGCGCCAUUCUCCUCUGUCUCAGUGCCAUUCCCCAGCCCAGCAGCGCCGCUCGCCCGCCCCGCAGUGCCCCUCGCCCGCUCCCCGGCCGCCCUCCCGGGCCCCUCAGUGCCAAUCCCCGGCGCUGCAACGGCGCUCACCGGCCCCUCAGUGCCAAUCUCCAGCCCAGCAGCGCCGUUCAUCCGCCCCGGGACCCUGCCAGUCUCCGGCCCAGCAGCGCCGUUCGCCCCGUGCCCCCCCUCCAGCCCCUCGCCCGCCCCGCAGCGCCGCUCCCCCGGCCCCACCUCCGUGCCCAUCCCCGGCGUCGGCGUCUCCGCACCGCCUGCCCGGCGAGAGGAUGGAGCUGGGCUACGCCAAACCCUCCAGCCGCCACAUCAAGGCCGGCUUCCAGGGCCGUCGCAGCUACUCGGAGGUGACCAACGUGGCCCCGUAUCAGCAGAGCCGCGCGCUCUGGCUGCAGCCCGAAGCUUCCACUCCCAAGCACCGGCCCUACGGUGAGGUGUACCUGGGGGGGGCGGGGGCGCCGCUGAGCGCCCGGGAGCCCUUCGAGGAGCACCUGCGCUUUGAGAAGCAGUCAUCAGAUGAGGAGGACUGGGCGGACCCCGGACCCCCCAGCCCCGAGGCCGGGGCCGUGCGCUGUGCCUCCUUCUGUGCCGGAUUCCCCAUCCCUGACCGGACGGCUGCUGCCUAUGCCAGAGCUGAGCACGCCCAGUCCUGGCCCUCUAUCAAUCUGCUGCUGGAGACGGUGGACUCGGAGAUCCGGAGCUCGCUGUGCCAGCUGGCUUUCCCCAUCGGUUACCCGGACGAUGCUUUGAUAAAGCACAUCGAUUCGCACCUGGAGAACAGCAAGAUCUGAGGCUGCCCCCCACCCGCGGGCUGCCCCCUCCCCUCUUUGGAUGCUGCAUGAGAACUGGCGGAGCAGCACGGCUCCGAAUUACCUCCAGGUGUGCAGCAGCUGUGGAAGGACCGAGCCCAGGGGAGCCGUGUGCCCCCCCUGGUGUUUAGGUGGGUUUCCCCGCUCGCCCCCUCUCUGCAUCCCAGGCACAGUUGGAUGCUUCACCCCGGGAUGCUCAGGGUUGGGGCCGGGGACCCCCCCUCACACACACACACACACUGUUGGGUUUCUCUGCUUGAUCUCAGGGAGGAUUUGAGGGACCGGGUCCUGGAUCCGGCCCCCAGACAGCAGUGAGGAGAGGGCUGCCCUCCCUGGGCUCCUGGGGUCAGAG